Candidozyma duobushaemuli is the source of this 333-nucleotide messenger RNA. RefSeq names its product Ino4p (gene INO4). The record is from RefSeq and is a predicted model, not a curated record. Gene Ontology annotation, molecular function: DNA-binding transcription factor activity, RNA polymerase II-specific; RNA polymerase II cis-regulatory region sequence-specific DNA binding; protein dimerization activity. The coding region runs from base 1 to 333 and encodes 110 amino acids. Lineage: Eukaryota; Fungi; Ascomycota; Pichiomycetes; Serinales; Metschnikowiaceae. The transcript has 2 exons. Gene Ontology annotation, biological process: regulation of transcription by RNA polymerase II.
AUGGAAGUCCCAAUUAAGCAAGAAAGUCCCAUCAGCGACAUCGACAAGAAGAAGUCUCCAAACCUAACCGAGGAGCAGAAGAAAGCCCACCACAUUGCAUCCGAGCAAAAGAGACGAGAAAACAUCCGUGCCGAGUUUGACCGAAUCGUCCUGCUCACGCCGACUUUGACCGAGCAGGAGAACCGUUCGGAGCUCAGCAUCUUGACCAAGUCUGCUGAUUACAUCGACCAAUUGAAGGACGAAAACAAGCAGUUGUUGGAGUUAUGCCGUCUUAAGGGUAUCCCUGUGCCCGAUGAGCUAAUAUACAAGGGCCCCGGUGUUGCCCACGAUUAA